Symbiodinium necroappetens is the source of this 1110-nucleotide messenger RNA. The record is from the annotation of a GenBank genome assembly. Lineage: Eukaryota; Dinophyceae; Suessiales; Symbiodiniaceae.
AUGUAUUUCUUGAGGAUCAUGAAAGCUGGCCUGGCACUUGCCAUAUUCUCCUGGAUGCCCAGAAUGGCAUUGCAGGCGUUUCUUACAGUCCGCCCUGGCUCCUGGUGUGUGCAGGUGCUGGGUCAGUCACGUUUCACGCGGCCACGGCUUCAACUCCAGGGCUCGUCCCACAACAUGCAUAGAUGGACAUGGACUCCCGCACUCUCACCACGUGCCGAAAACCCUCAAAUUUCCGGCGCCGGUUACAGCAACCCUGUAGUGAGGAAGAAUCGCCUGCUCAGGCAGUGUGAUUUGCCAGCAGAUCCGGGACCAAUUUUGGCAGUUUCAGCGGGCUUUGGUCAUACUUGCGCAGUGCGUGCAGAUGGUGAGCUCAUCUGCUUUGGAUACAACCACGCAGGGCAGUGUGACGUGCCGGCAGAUUUGGGACCAGUCUUGGCAGUCUCAGCGGGCAAUGUUCAUACCUGUGCGGUGCGCUCAGAUGGUCAACUCGUCUGCUUUGGUGAUCACAUCAAUGGGCAGUGGGAUGUGGCUGUAGAUUUCUCAGCGGGCUUUCUUCAUACCUGUGCAGUGCGGACAGAUGGUCAGCUCGUGUGCUUUGGAGACAACGACCAAGGCCAAUGUGAUAUACCUGCAGAUUUGGGACAAGUUGUUGCAGUCUCAGCAGGUGGUGUUCAUACCUGUGCAGUGCGAACAGACGGUGAGCUCAUUUGCUUUGGCAAUGAACCCUUUGGGGCACCUGCUGUGCCAGAAGAUUUGGGACAAGUUUGUGCAGUCUCAGCGGGCGGUGAUCAUACCUGUGCAGUGCGGACAGAUGGUCAGCUAGUGUGCUUUGGAAACAACGACGAAGGACAAUGUGAUGUGCCAGCAGAUUUGGGACGAGUUGUUGCGGUCUCAGCCGGGGGUUUUCAUACCUGUGCAGUGCGUGCAGAUGGUGAGCUCAUCUGCUUUGGAGACAACAGCGAUGGGCAGUGUGACGUGCCGGCAGAUUUGGGACGAGUUUUGGCAGUCUCAGCGGGCAAUUUUCAUACCUGUGCGGUGCGCUUAGAUGGUCAGCUCGUCUGCUUUGGAAAGAACGCCUUCGGGCAGUCUGGUUUGCCGGCAGAUUUCUGA